Messenger RNA from Marmota monax (woodchuck), 3333 nucleotides. RefSeq names its product tyrosine-protein phosphatase non-receptor type 4-like. The transcript has a single exon. NCBI's taxonomy places the organism in Eukaryota, Metazoa, Chordata, Mammalia, Rodentia, Sciuridae. The record is from RefSeq and is a predicted model, not a curated record. Gene Ontology annotation, biological process: protein dephosphorylation. Gene Ontology annotation, cellular component: cytoplasmic side of plasma membrane; cytoskeleton; cytoplasm. Gene Ontology annotation, molecular function: cytoskeletal protein binding; protein tyrosine phosphatase activity.
GAGGACGCGGCUGUGAUACGAAGUUCCCAACGUUAUAGUUGAAAUCUGUUAUGGGUGAAUGAAGGAACAAGGGAUGGAAUACGUACGAAGAUGGAACGUUUCGCGGUGCCUGAACUCUAUAUCUUGUGUGGACAGUAAUGACCUCACGUUUCCGAUUGCCUGCUAGCAGAACCUACAAUGUACGAGCAUCAGAGUUGGCCCGAGACAGACAAAAUACAGAGGUGGUUUGCAACAUCCUUCUUCUGGAUAACACUGUACAAGCUUUCAAAGUUAAUAAAAAUGAGCUGGGACAAGUUUUGUUGGAUAUAGUCUUCAAGCAUCUUGAUUUGACUGAACGAGACUAUUUUGGUUUACAGUUGGCUGAUGAUUCCACAGAUAACCCAAGGUGGCUGGAUCCAAACAAACCAAUAAGGAAGCAGCUAAAGAAACUGCUUUUAUUAAUUCUAGGAGGAUCUCCUUACAGUUUGAACUUUAGAGUCAAAUUUUUUGAAAGUGACCCCAACAAGUUACAAGAAGAGUAUACAAGGUACCAAUAUUUUUUGCAAAUCAAACAAGACAUUCUUACUGGAAGAUUACCCUGUCCUUAUAAUACUGCUGCCCUUUUAGCUUCAUUUGCCAUUCAGUCUGAACUUGGAGACUACAGUCAGUCAGAAAACUUGCCAGGCUACCUCUCAGAUUAUUCUUUCAUUCCUAAUCAACCUCAAGAUUUUGAAAAAGAAAUUGCAAAAUUACAUCACCAACAUAUGGGCUUAUCUCCUGCAGAAGCAGAAUUUAAUUACCUGAACACAGCACGUACCUUAGAACUCUAUGGAGUUGAAUUCCACUAUGCAAGGGAUCAAAGUAACAAUGAAAUUAUGAUUGGUGUGAUGUCAGGAGGAAUUCUGAUUUAUAAGAACCGGGUACGAAUGAAUACCUUUCCAUGGUUGAAGAUUGUGAAGAUUUCUUUUAAGUGCAAACAGUUUUUUGUUCAACUUAGAAAGGAAUUGCAUGAAUCUAGAGAAACACUACUGGGAUUUAAUAUGGUGAAUUACCGAGCUUGUAAGAAUUUGUGGAAAGCAUGUGUAGAACAUCACACAUUCUUCCGUUUGGACAGACCACUUCCACCUCAAAAGAAUUUUUUUGCACAUUAUUUUACAUUAGGUUCAAAAUUCCGGUACUGUGGGAGAACUGAAGUCCAGUCAGUUCAGUAUGGCAAAGAAAAGGCAAAUAAAGACAGGGUAUUUGCAAGAUCCCCAAGUAAACCUUUGGCACGGAAAUUAAUGGAUUGGGAAGUAGUAAGCAGAAAUUCAAUAUCUGAUGACAGGUUAGAAACACAAAGCCUUCCAUCUCGAUCUCCACCUGGGACUCCUAAUCAUCGAAAUUCUGCAUUCACACAAGAGGGAACCCAAUUACGACCAUCUUCAGUUGGUCAUUUGGUAGACCAUGUGGUUCACACUUCACAAAGUGAAGAUUUUGUGAGUCAGAGAUCUCCAUCAUCUACACAAGCUAAUAGCAUCAUUCUGGAAUCAUCACCAUCACAAGAAACACCUGAAGAUGGGCAACCCCCAGCUUUACCACCUAAACAAUCUAAGAAAAAUAGUUGGAACCAAAUUCAAUACUCACAUUCUCAGCAAGAUCUGGAAAAUCAUACUAAUGAAGCAUUUGAUAUACCAUCUUCCCCUGAAAAAUCUACUCCUAAUGGUGGUAUUCCACAUGAUAAUCUUGUUCUAAUCAGAAUGAAACCUGAUGAAAAUGGAAGGUUUGGAUUCAAUGUAAAGGGAGGAUAUGAUCAGAAGAUGCCUGUAAUUGUGUUCCGAGUAGCACCAGGAACACCUGCUGACCUCUGUGUCCCUUGAUUGAAUGAAGGGGACCAAGUUGUACUAAUUAAUGGUCGGGACAUUACAGAACAUACCCAUGAUCGAGUUGUCCUAUUUAUUAAAGCUAGCUGUGAAAGACAUUCUGGGGAACUCGUGCUUCUAGUUCGACCCAAUGCUGUGUAUGAUGUAGUGGAAGAAAAACUAGAAAAUGAACCAGACUUCCAGUACAUUCCUGAGAAAGCCCCACUAGAUAGUGUCCAUCAAGAUGACCAUUCCCUGCGGGAGUCAAUGGUCCAGCUAGCUGAGGGGCUUAUUACUGGAACGGUCCUGACACAAUUUGAUCAACUGUAUCGUAAAAAACCUGGAAUGACAAUGUCUUGUGCCAAAUUACCUCAGAAUAUUUCCAAAAAUAGAUACAGAGACAUUUCGCCUUAUGAUGCUACACGGGUCAUUUUAAAAGGUAAUGAAGACUACAUCAAUGCAAACUAUAUAAAUAUGGAAAUUCCUUCUUCAAGCAUUAUCAAUCAGUACAUUGCUUGUCAAGGGCCGUUACCACACACUUGUGCAGAUUUUUGGCAAAUGACUUGGGAACAAGGCUCCUCCAUGGUUGUAAUGUUGACCACACAAGUUGAAUGUGGCAGAGUUAAAUGUCAUCAGUAUUGGCCAGAACCCACAGGUAGUUCAUCCUAUGGAUGCUAUCAAGUUACCUGCCAUUCAGAAGAAGGAAAUGCUGCCUAUAUCUUCAGGAAUAUGACACUGUUCAACCAAGAGAAAAAUGAGAGUCGUCAACUCACUCAGAUCCAGUACAUAGCCUGGCCUGACCAUGGAGUCCCUGAUGAUUCAAGUGACUUUCUGGAUUUUGUUUGUCAUGUACGAAAUAAGAGGGCUGGCAAAGAAGAACCUAUUGUUGUUCAUUGCAGUGCUGGAAUUGGAAGAACUGGGGUUCUUAUUACUAUGGAAACAGCCAUGUGUCUCAUUGAAUGCAAUCAGCCAGUUUAUCCACUAGAUAUUGUAAGAACAAUGAGAGAUCAACGAGCCAUGAUGAUCCAAACACCUAGUCAAUACAGAUUUGUAUGUGAAGCUAUUUUGAAGGUUUAUGAAGAAGGCUUUAUUAAACCCUUAACGACAUCGUCAAAUAAAUAAGAAAAGAUCUGAAAUACAUGUUGGAAAACUGCUAUUCAUUGUAUUUCAUUAUAUUCACUGUGCCAUGACACUGCUUGCAGGAAAUGGCAUCUCACAAAAAAACGAAGAACUAAAAAAAAAAAAGAACUUUGAAAACUUCAGCACUGUUGCACUUUAUGUUUUAAAAAAAAGUCAACCCUUCAGAAUCUAUAACUCAUGUGUUGGAAGACUAUUUCAUGCUUUGCUCCGAACAAAUAGUGAAUAACUGAGUAUGUUCAGGGUAAUUUAUGAAAAUUUGUGGUGGUGCCAUGCAGUCCCCUUCUGGUAGAAUUGCCACAAGCGAGGCUCAGAAUCCUCAUCAUCUUUGUUGUACACCUGUAUCUUGAAAGCAAAAAGAAGUAAAUAUCAGGAGUCA